UUUAUACAAAACAUUUGAAAAGAUUUCAAUUCAUGAUUUAUGGUAAAUAGUGAUGAUAAUUUACCCUUAUUUUCUUGUGUCCCGACAGGUGUUUGUUUACCUACGCAUGUUUGCUUCAGACAGCGGGUUUGAGAUCCUUCCGUGCAAUCGCUACUCCUCGGAGCAAAAUGGAGCAAAAAUUGUAGCAACAAAAGAUUGGAAGAGAAAUGAUAAAAUAGAACAUCUUGUGGGAUGCAUUGCUGAGUUGUCUCUCAGUGAAGAGAGGAUGUUGCUUCGACAUGGAGAGAAUGAUUUCAGUGUCAUGUACUCUACACGCAAAAACUGCGCUCAACUUUGGCUGGGACCAGCAGCUUUUAUAAACCAUGAUUGCCGGCCAAAUUGCAAGUUUGUGUCAACAGGCCGAGAUACCGCCUGUGUGAAGGUUCUACGGGACAUUGAACCGGGGGAAGAGAUCUCCUGUUACUAUGGAGAUGGAUUCUUCGGAGAAAACAAUGAAUUCUGUGAAUGCUAUACUUGUGAAAGGCGGGGCACUGGUGCGUUUAAGUCGAAAGCGGGGUUGCCUGUGGAGACACCAGUGAUCAAUAGCAAGUAUGGCCUUAGAGAGACGGACAAGCGUCUCAACAGACUGAAGAAGCUGGGGGAAAGUUGCAGGAAUUCGGACAGCCAGUCUGUCAGCUCCAAUGCAGAGGCAGACUCUCCGGAACCAACCACUGUUCAAACAUCAUUAAGGAAGAGGACAUCACAGUCCUGUGUCACAAAGCAUGGAGAAGCCAAGGCUGCAACAAGGCAAACUCUGUCAAGCACUCCUUCUACCUCAUCCUCUACACAAAGUCAAGCAAAUAUCUCAAGUUUACCAAAGAGACUUAAGUCAAAGCCCACACAUCCUUUGCCUAAAGGAAGAAGACGAUGUCGAAGCGUAUGGACGAAAGCCCCUAGCAGAGUGAGUGGUAAUGGGAAUCUCAAAGAGCCCUCCAGAAGAGACACGCCCAGACGAGGUUCUGAUCAGGGCUCUGGAGGCAAAGGCAGUGUGGUGCGCCCAUUAGAAAACAAUCAGAGCUCUUCAAAGGGUGCUUCCCCAUGCAAGGAUAGCAUACUUUGUGCGUACAGAACUCGUAGGUCCACAAGGACCUCUCUUGGUGCUCAGGGGACUGAUAUCAGUACACAAACUUCAAGUCAGCCGUUUAUCCCAGCCACAGGUCACAGUGGUGAGGUCUUCAAGACUGAGCCUGGGGACCUUAUCCCUGUGACACCUGGGCACCAGAUGAACACCCCUAGUUUGGAGACAAGCUGUCCUAAGAAAGGGAUGUGUCCCAGACGAAGGAGGACAGUAAAACGGGAAGACUCUGGCUCCUAUGGAGAGGUAUUUCACCAAGAGGGUGUACCUGACCUGCGGCAUGCAGUACGGGCUGCAGAUGUAGCCGACUGUGGGACGGUGGUGCUUGGCCUCCCAGGUGAUCACCAGCAUUACAAUGGCUCAACUAAAAGCAGCAAGGCCCUCCGCCGAAGCAAGAGCAAGAAAAAGCGUCAGAUCACACGCUAUGAUGCUCAGCUGAUUUUGCAGAAUAACUCAGGCAUCCCCAAGAUAACACUACGCAGGCGUCGAGACAGCAGCAGCAGUAAAAAUGAGCCCAGAGAGUCCAACUCUUCAAGCUCCUCCAAAAUCAGCAUCAAGUUUAGUAAAGAUCAUGAGAAGGACAUGAGCAGCCAAUACGUGGCCAAACUGAACAACGGCUUCAACCAUGGCUCCCACAGCAGCUCCACCAAGCUAAAGAUACAGCUGAAACGAGAGGAGGACAGCACAGGCUUGCAUCGGGCUUACCCAGAGGAUGUCACUUUAGGGUUAGUGAAUAGAGAAGCAGGGGAUGUUCUGGAUCAUAAGGUGAGCACUCAGGUAGGCCAGAACAUGCACGUGGAAUCAUUGUCCUCUGAGGACGAAGAGGAGGACUACUUUGAUAACGAGGAUGAUUUCAUCCCGCUCCCACCAGCAAAACGCCUACGUCUUAUUGUGGGCAAAGAUUCCAUAGACAUUGACAUUUCCUCUAGAAGAAGAGAAGACCAGUCUCUAAGACUCAAUGCAUAAGCUGUGUAAAUAUCCAUUGUUUCAAUCAUGUUAAUUUGACAAAUUUAAUUUAAAUAGAAAAUGCAAAUGUACAAUUAAAUCAUGGCAAAAUAUCUUUCUUUACAUUUAAGUGAUGGCACUUCUUGGUUUCCUCACUAUGAAUAUAAAUAUUGUAGAAAGUGUACAGGUUAUGUAUGAAUUCUAUCCAAGUCUGAUAAUGUGCAGAUGUUUGUUAGCAUUCUGUCCAGCUUAACUGUUUUAUUCCAUAAAUCUCUUGAGCUUUAUGUUGCGGUAGGAUGAUUGCAAGGUGUUUUUCCACUUGGGAGACAUAUGCUUGGUUUCACCUCAAAAGGUUGACUCAUAUUGAAACAACAGUGUUCCCAUGCUUUCAAGAAUUAUGUCUCUCUCCUCUGCUUGAUUGAGUUAAAGGGAAUAUUUGAGCAAAAAUGCAGAAGAGCUUUGACAAAAUACUUACAUUUAUAUAUGUCUCACCACUUGAAGUUUGUUUUUUUUUUUUUUUUUUUUUUUUUAAUCAUGUGUCAGAUAUUUUGGCCAUGGAAGGCCAUGGUGCUCAUUGUGGUGGCCUGGUGCUGGUCCAUUAAGAUAUUGGACAAUUAAUUAUUAUUCUGUGAACGUCAGAUCUUUUUGUGUGAUUUUGGAAGUCCAUAGAUAAGCGUGUCUAAGGGUAAAAUUCCUCAAUAAAUGGGUUGUACUAAGAUGUCAUUAAUCAGUAAUCUGUUUUUUUAAUCAUGGUCACUGUGCAAUUCAGUACAUCUAAUUGACUUUGUGGUUUUGUGUGCAUUUUGUGCUCUGCCUAAAAAUUGUAAAAAAAAAAAAACCUGGAGGUAUUCAAAGCAGUUGUGUGUUUCCAUUGUUCACCCUAUAAGUAGGCAGCUGCCAUGUAAGGCUAUUUUAUUUGAACUUUUCUCUAUCUUUUAUUAUAUAGUUUACAUUCUGUAGUGUCAAAGAUCUGCCAUCUGUGGUCUGAAAGAUGUUAUCAGCUUUUUUCCUAAUGAUCACAGAACUCCAAUGGUCUCAAGCUCACAAACUGACUCUAAAGAAUCAUGACAGUAACAAUGUAGGAUGUAUACAUAAUCUGGGGGCAUACUCGCUCUGUAUAUUCUGGGACUUGUUUUUAUUUAACUGUUUUAAGUACUUGAAAACAAUAUAAAACUCAUUUUCAAGAUA
Molecule: messenger RNA, 3247 nt
Organism: Myxocyprinus asiaticus (Chinese sucker)
Lineage: Eukaryota; Metazoa; Chordata; Actinopteri; Cypriniformes; Catostomidae
Product: histone-lysine N-methyltransferase KMT5B-like
Exons: 6
Coding region: 53-2080 (675 amino acids)
Cellular component (GO): nucleus
Molecular function (GO): histone H4K20 methyltransferase activity; protein binding
Source: RefSeq, a predicted model, not a curated record